UAAGGCAAGGAGUUUAGCCACUAGGCUACUGCACUGGGCUCUGUACUCUAUGUCUUAUAUUAUUCAGGGCAUCAGUAUUUUGAAAGAGCCUACCAAUUGGAUUGGAAAGGCAAUCUUCUUUCUUCAGCCUACCAAUCGAAGUGUAACUUCCAUCAAUAGAUACUCCCCCAAACACACACAAAGUUGUUAAACCAGUACCUGGGCAUCCACAGCUCAGGCAAGGUGACACCGAAAAUCAACCAUCGCACAAGUCAUGUGAAUUUUUUUAAGCUGUUCAUUUGAAAGUCUGCUACAGGGAGUAAAAUGGGUGAAUUCAGAGAAAGAGGUCAUUUCUGUGUGCUGCCACUUCUGCCCCCAAAUGCCUACAAAUGUCCCACCAGCCGCCACCCGCCCUCCCCACACACACACACAUACACACUGAGGGCAUGAACUCACGUAUUUUUGUUACAUGGUUAGAAAAAAUCUGAAUUAAAGUAAACCAUCCACCUUACAGAUGGGAAUACUGAGGCUCCAGGAGAGCAAACUAGAGCAACCAGGUUAUCUUCUGACAUCUUCCUGCACGCUCUGCCGUGCUUCAUGGCCUGUCCUACCGUUGUGAUGAUUCUUGCUUUCUGAAUUAUUCAUGGAGCAUUUGUCACAAGUCAUCAGGGACAGCUGAUGAAUAUGUCUGUGUGUGCAUGUCCAUGUGUACGCACACAUGAUCUCUUCCUAAUUAGAUUCUAAAUUGUCUGGAAAUAGGAUCCUUAUCAUAUUUUCCUUCUUGUACUCUUGCAUUGCUAGGCAUAUCAGAUGUGGCUUUAAUAUGUAUUGAGGUGCUAAUGAAUAAUGAUCACCCACUGUAAAUCUUUCAAAAGAAAUGGUAGCAGUCUCAUCUUGCUUGAACAGCCCUCUCUUCUAGAAAGGGUUUACUCACAUUCUUGGCUAUCAUUGAUCUUUGCUUCCUCAACGUCCAAUGCAUUUUAUUUGCCACCAUAGAGCUGUAGGCCUUUCUGCCUUGUAAGGGUUGCAGGCCAAGGUGUCCCAUCUCCUUUUCCAGUCAUAUGACCACACUGAGAGCAGAGUGUGUGUGCUUCCCGUAGUGAGGUGGUGUUUACUUAGCAGGCCUGCAGUUUCAUAUCAAUAUGUUCCGAAGGUCUGUUACACAUCUCAUAUUGCACCAAUUCUGAUACUGAAGGAGCUGUUUUAGAUGUUUAAGCAGCCAGUUCAAGUUUGCCUUGCUCAUUCCAUGAGGAAACGAAGACUCUAAAACAGGAGAGGAACCUGGUUCGAGAUGGUUACUCAGGUUGCGAACACCAUAACAUCACACUAGCCUAGAAUACCCCACCUCUUGCUUGAACUAGUGUUUGAGGAAUAGAUACACAAGCUGAGAAUCAGUGAGUUGAUUCGUGUAGGGGCUAAAAAAUGGCACAGAUAAAUAAACAUGUGUGGUAUAGGUUAGUGGUUGUGAAAAUACUGAUAUUGAGAAAAAUGAGGAGACUGUUGACUCCCGGGGCUCAACUUGCCACCUGCUAGUUGUGCCGAUAAGUCUCUGCAUGUCCUGCUGAAAUGCAAUCUGGAGAUGUGCAAAUGCUCCGAGAUCCCAAAGCUUCUAACCUGAUUUCCAGCACCAUGAAAACAGCAACUUUUCUGCUUGCAGUUUUGUGCUAAUCCACUUUCUUGAUGAGUCUUGUAAUCCUGCAGUAAGUAGAAUCCACAGUUGACCUCUGCUUGUGCUGCCAUGCGUGUGCAGGUGGGGGAGGUGGCAGGACUGUGUGCAUCCCACUUUAUUUGUCUGCCCUACUUUCUUCUUAUUUCCCAUGGCAAUAAUUGACCCCUUUCCUUGCUAAAAGGCCCCGAAGGUGAAAGAAAGCCCUGUGAUGUUGGGGCUAUCUUGUACGUGAUUAUCUAAGUGGUCUCCACGGAAGCUACUUCUGGAGCCCAGUUAGUUCCUGACUUCAAUCAGCCCAGAAGCACCUAAUCAUGCCUCUGGACUUGGUCAUGGCAAUCUCUUCUAAGGCAUUUGGGAAGGAAAGGAAAAUACAGAGGCAGCCUGAGAUGGACAAUAGUAGUUCAGCUACAGAGCCAUGUGCUGUGUGUCUCCCUAGAAGGUAAAACUGGUACCAAAAUAUUACCAUGACAAUAGCUUUCAGGGAAGAGUAUCCAAGUGAUUUUCAUUUAUGUAUUAUAAUCGUGAUGAUUAUUUAUUCUUUUUACAUAAUACUCGUAUACAAUAGCCAUAACAUUUAGGUAAAGGUAAUUACAUCAGUGACACUGCCUUCCAGUGUGUUAGGAGUCAAAAGAUUGAUGGAAAUAAAUGGAGCAGAGAGAAGCAGCUUAUGAGAGAAGAGGGUGCUAAUUUAAAGGCUGAGCAGGAUGGUUCUCAUUUAAAGAGACAUUUAAGCAAACAGCUAUUGAAAGAUCAGUGCGGGAGCAUUAACAAUUCUGGGGAAAUGUGGUUCAGACUGAAGGAAAGCCUGGGGUACUAACAUAUGUGAGGGAUAACAAAAAAAAAAACCAAUGUAGUGGUACCCAGGGGAUCAAGGAAGAAGAGCAGGCACCAUCGGCGGGUUCCUGGGCAAGGGAUGACCUUGACUUUAACCCCAGUGAACAAGAGCUCCUGGCUGGAGAAAUGUCUUUAAGGGGGUAUAAGCUGGAGUGGCAUUACUGCGGCUGAUGAGUGGAAAGCAAACCAAAGUAGGCAUGGAUAACAUCAGGGAGGCCAAGGAAUGGAGAAGGACACUAGCUCUGGUCUCAAGGUAAAGCCAAAAGAAAUCUCCUGAUGGGUUGGGUGUGGGGUGUGAAAUAAUGAAGAGGCUAAGAUGACUCAAGAAACUGGAAAGAUAGAAUUGUCAUUAACUGAGAUGAAAAAAAAAUCCGUGGUUGACAAAAGGAGGGAAAGGACACGCGUUCAGUUCGGGGCCUAGGGAAGUUGGAGUUGGGCAUUCGGGUGUUGCUGGGCAGUAGACGGUCGGGUACCAUAAGCAAGGGAGAGGUCAAAGCUAGUACAAACUUGGGAGUUGUCAAAAUGCAGGUGACAUUUCAAACUGUGAAAGUAAGGCAAGAUCACUAAGGGUGUGAGUCCAGAAAGAGCAGAGACAGGCGGAGGGGCUGAGACUCAGAAAUGUCAGUGUUCGGAAAUGGAAAAGAGAAGGCAUCAGCUGAGCGGGCAGGGCAAGAGCAGCCUCUAGCAGGAAAAAUAAGAGACUGUUCUAGGGGUUGAGUAAGGACUUUCUAGAAGCGAUGAAGAUGCACAUGUGUCAACUAUUGCUUAAGAAUCUAGUAGAAAUGGAGACAAAGAUUCUGGAAAUGGGUUGGUUUGACUCCCAGCUUGCCUACUCAGCAUGCUGUGUUGACAUAUACUGUUUUGGAGCUGUACCCAUGGUCCAGCAGAUAUACUCACGAAUGCACUUGGAUAACAUAGGUGAGCACCUGCAGAUAUGCAGAACUCACGUCGACUAUGGUAAUGAACACAGCACACGGGAACUGGACUAUCAGUAAAAAGUGAUGUAAGUGUGGUGCCAUGUCAAAGACAUUUACUCUUGAGUUCCAGGUAGAGUCCAUAGCUGGAUUGACCUUUGAAUCUGGUCUGGAAGGUUGACCACGACUGAGAAGGGGUGUAGUGGAGAGAACAUUUCACAUAGAGGCACACACACUUUCAAGCUAAGGGCAAGUGCUGGCAAGAAGAUGGAGGAAGGUGGUGCUGGAGUGGGGAUAAAAUAGGGUGUAGGAUUUGGGCCAGGUACCUGAUGAAAUGUGAAGCUGGGCUUUAUUUCCCAGUCAGCAAGGGAGCCAUAAAUGCAAAACAGCCGUAAGUGCAAAACCAUCCCACACAGAUACCAAGGUCUUCCCAUAGGGCAGUGGCCUUGGGAACACAGAGGAGGACAGGAUGUGAGAUAAUGCAGAUGCAGGACCUACAGGACAUUGCCCUCGAGGGUGACACAUAAGCGAUGUGGAGCUGGAGCUCUGGGACUUUCUGAUUUGCAGUGUCCUCACCCAUGACGCAAGCCAGCCAGCCGGUUACCUCCAUACCCCAGCCCUUAUGGAAUUCCUGUGUGUUCCAAGUUUCGCCUCAUUUAACGGCAUGAAACCCACUUAUUUUUGACACUCUAUAAUUAACACCGUCCCUGCAUUUAAGAAACCAGAGAGCCACGGGCAUUUCCGGACUCCCCUCGUGCAUUCUGGAAAGAGGACAUCGUGGGGACCUGAGAGCCAGAACUUACAGGUCCCCCACCUGCCUCCCACCUUUACUUUCUUCUUGGCUCUGCCCCAGUGAGUCACAUGCAGCAUUGUCAGAAAUGGCUGAACAAAAGCAGCAGCUUUUGGAGACACAGCAAGCAUUACACACUUGGUGCCACCAACCAGCAGUGCUGUAGCAAAAGGCCAAGUGGCCAGAUGGGGGCUCUCUGCUCUGCCUCCCUCCCACUCGACCCAGGAAAUGACUGCCUGCUCAUUUUCCCUCGAAAACCAGCCCUGGGAACAAGGCCAUGGUGCCACAGGAUGGAAAUCAUCUCAAUAACCUGUGAGCCUUUCAGCCUUCUGGCCUGGACGGGCUGGAACAUGGCAGGUAAUGGCCCCCAGGGGGAUCCUCACUAAUUUCACUGCCAUGGGGGAAGGGCCUGGCCUGCAGCCAGCCCCAGCAUCCCAAUUCCUGUGGCAAAGCAUGGGGAAGUGCUUUUGUGGCUGGCAGAGCUGGCUUCCUCCUGAAUCUGCCCAUAAAAGGAUAAAAGUGCUGCUGUCUGGUCGGCAUUGGGUAGGAUGGCUGAUGAGACAUUUUUUGAAAGUGUGGAUUUUUCCCCCUCCCUGUUUUGCAAAGACGAGCGUGCGGGAGUGCUGGCGUUCACACCGUCCGCUGCCGCCUGCGUGUGCUAACAGAUGGAGUCAGCUUCAUCUUUUAUCCGGUGUGGCAGAAGAUAAAACUGAAACUGGAUGAGAUGCCUCCCCUUCCAUUUAAGAAAAGGGGAAAAAAAAAAAAACUCUUAAAGGGAAGCCCUUAUGGUAGGAAAGAGUGGUCCAGAACUCUGUCUGGCUGGCUUUGCUCACGGAACAGCAGACAGCAGAACCAUUUCAAAGCGGUUUGUCUUCCUGCCCAUCCUUGAUUUCUGCAGAAUAUAUGAUCUCUCUGCAAAGUAGGCCAAGCUUUAAGGCUAUCAUGAAUUAUAUAUCAAGGGACAUUGUAACCAGGAGAACUGAUGCCCUGUGCUUUCGAUUCUGCAGACAGUGUUCUUCACAGCCACUGCUGUUUGUCACAGCUCUCUCCCCGCCAGCGGCUAGGCAAGAGCGCCAUGCUAGUGAAACCAGUGAAGGUGCUGAUACAAACAGCUGGAAUCAGCUUUAAUUAAGGGCACUUUUUAUGUGCCCACACUGCAUUCCAGAUCAUUCCGGUAGGCAGCCUGUUGUCCACUUGCCCUACCUUAUUUCAGUGAGGGUUAAAGACCUCAGAGUGAGGACUGAGGGAGAGCUAGAAACCAACUCUGCUGACCACCGCUUCCAUGUUAUGUGGUAAAGUCCUUGCCUUGACAUCUGAGCACCAAAUGUGUUUUGCCUCCCUGUGUUUGCUGCAACAUUGAUAAAGAAACUUGUGAAAAUCAGCCUUUUACCUAAAGUUGGAAACAUGCCUGGGGUAAAUGGGUAUGCUGAGGAUGUCAGUACUCUGUCUCCUUAUGACAAUUGCACAACUCAGUUCCCCAAGAACAGGCUGUUCCAGGACACUGUCCAGGCGGGGUCUGCUAUGGCUGUUGGAAGUGGCUGGAGAUGGCUGCUGCCCAGAUCCCAGCGCUCCAAACACAGCCUUGAGAAACUCCACAGCUAGUGUUCUGCAUAAUGUGGGCUUCCCAUCUUUCCAAUUUCUACUGAUCUUUUACCAAUUGUGUCCCUUUGAAUCAUUCAACACUUCCAGGCUUUGGGAGCACAUGAUGUGUUUUCCAUUUGAGUGAUGAACUAACAGACAGAGCAGGGAAGUUCAGUUGACUGAAGCCACCGGUGCUGGAGCAGUGAUGUACUGAGGGACAGGUGUAUUGAGGGACAGCGAUGUACCGAGGGAUGGCGUUGUGGAUACACACACAGUGCAGAGCACAGAGCCAACAGCAUCACCCAGUCGGUGACAGAAUAGCAGGUCGAGCCUGGGUUCACACUCAGAGUGUAAGUACAUGUCCAAGAACUUCCAGUCCUCUGUGGGCUUCUCAGUUUCUGCCGCCCCAGAUGGCCCAGGCUUCUUUUCCUCCCUUCCACUCUACUCCUUCAUCUUCUUACAUCCCCACCACACCCAACACAUCUCUGCUUGUGUCAAGAGCUUGGUCAACUCCAUAUGUUUUUACUGCCCUGUUCUAUUGUUAUUUUCAGGUCUACUUUUUUGUCUAGCUAAACCCCAUGUGGAUUAAAGACUCAAUCUGGGUACUAGCCACUCCAGGAGCCUUUCCCAGCCAGAUUCCCACCUCAUGGGUGAGGCAUCCAUGUCAGCUGAACUUCCCGUGGGAGCAGCCACCACGCUGUAUUUUGUUGUCCUUUCCCGUACUCAUGCAUCCUUGGAGCUCAGGAGCUGUUAGCAGCAGGACUGGGCUGUGCAGAGAUGGAUUUCUCAGGUGUGGGGAAUAAGUCUCACACUCAGCCCCUGGUGAGGGAGGUUGUUACAGGAGCAGGAACACAGGACUCGGACUUCAGCAGCCCCUGUGAGGGGCUGGCCCUGCGGUCUCAGAUCAGCCCCCGAGCACUCCAAGUACAUGUCUACAUCAGUAAAGUGAGAUGGUCUGGUGCUGUGAGAAACUGCUUUGAUGAUGAAUUUCUUUUGUCAAGUGUUGAUUCAUAAAGCGCAUACGUAGAUUUGGGUCUUCACUAAUACGAACUAGCUCAAGCCCUCCAUCCAAUAAAUCAGGGGGUUAUUCAUAAGCACAGAAACAGCUAUGCUGCGACCUGAGUUCUGGUGCACUAGCCUCUGAGGACACAAGAUGAAGACCAGCUGUCUUAAACAACAGACGUGUGUCUCACACUCCUGGAGACGAAGGUCAGGAUGGAGGAGCAGGCAGAGCUGGUGUCUGCUGAGGCUCCAGUCCUGGUUUGCCCGUGGCUGUUGGAUGGUUCCUCUCUGCCCAUGCUAAAGUGCCCACCAAUCUCAUUCAUGAAGCUGCAGCCUCAGGGCCUGCUUCUCCCCCCAGGAUCGCCCCUCCAAAUACCAGCGCUCGGAGCUUUAGGCUUCAGCAGAUGACUCUGAGAGCCUGGGUCUCUCAGUGCUUAACAGUGACAAGGCUGCUGCUAUAGAAAGCACAACACAAAUACAAUAGAAAAGCACUUGCUCAAGGCAGAAGCAAAAGAACCAGAGACAGCCAUCAGCUGUUUGGUAAGCUCACUGUUUUCCUUCUCUCAGCCUCGGUUGGACUUGACCCACACUGCCAGGAUGUGAUGAGAGGAAAGAAUGACAGAUGAGGUUCACAGGGGACUGUGCUAGCCCAGGGCAGGGCACACCCUAGCAUGCAAUGGUUUGGAAAUUUCUUUCCUGGAAACUGUGCAGCUUCCAUCGGGAGGCCCUGGGUACUCCCUGGAAUGGUAACCAGUAUGUUCUACUUCUGGAGGCAGUCUGCAGAGGCCUCGACAGACAUUCUGAUCUGGACCUCCCCGAACCUAUGCUUGAUGGAGCAAUGAGCAUCUCUCUUCCCCACCAGGCUGGUUGCUGCUGCCCUCCCCACUCCCUGCUGCCUGAAGGCCACAGCCCUUGGCCACAAAGGGCAGGGCUGGGCAGGCACUCAGGUGACCUCUUGUCCUGGUUUACAGUAAGACUAGUUUAUAGUUGAGCCAGUCCUCCUCCUUCACAACAAAAUGCAAAACCAUCCUCACUAAUCUGCUCUCAAUUUUGGGACCUGAAAAAUGCCCGGUCCUGCCACUUCUAGAAUGAGCUCAGCCCUCGGGCCUUUAAUUAGAGAGCUUUGUGAAUCCAAGGGUCAUGGUCAGAAGCAGAUUCCCUGGGAGACAGGGAGGUUCUCCAUCGAGGCCCGCUGCUUCUCCCAGAGAGAGGACCAGAAUGGGGCCUCCCAUGGGGCACUUCCAGGGAAGUGUUCAGGUAAGGCUCGUGGACUCCAGCCCCAGAGGCUCGGGCACAGUAGGCAGGUGCACAGCUUGACCAUUCUCCCUGUGAGUGUCUGAAUUGCAUCGCGUUCUGCUGAGUCCUGCUGUGGUUGCCCAUGCUCGCUGCAACAUCGUGUGUCAUCCCCAACAUCGCUUCUGGUUCCCCACUUUGGGUAGCUUGUGCUAAAUGUAUUUUCAGUCCCAAGUGGUUCAGGGAAUAAAAAGAUUGUCUUUUAAAAGAAGAAAAGUGGCUUUCGAAUGUGUGGAACCUGAGGCUGCCUGCUGUGUGUUUUUUAACAAUUGCCUCCCGGAGGAGUGCUUGAAAACCUCACCUUUCAAGAUGUUUCAGUUCACAUCAGAAAGUGACUUAGGAACAUGGCUCUUCUCUGACUUUGGUGGAUGCAGCUGCUGGGCUAGCCGUUCAUUUUGUCUAGACUGAGUUUCUGUGGCUGCUGCAGCUUGCACCCGGUACCUUCUUGCUGUACUUCAGGAGCUGGUGAAAUGAUACCCACUGGAUUUAUCCACGUGACAGCACUGUACAGGUUGUGCACACUGGAGCCGGAGCCUGCCGGAGACACUGUGUCUUGAUUGUCACUAAACCCAAUUGCUGUUCCCACACACUGGAGCAGCUCUCGGUGCCCAGUACGAUGUUAUGGAGAGAGCUCCACUGGAUCUUCCACUUGCGCUAUCAGCCUGAGCAUGCCUUACUAGGUCAGCGCCGCCUAACCUUCCAGGGUCCCUGCAGUCAGACACCAGAACCUUCUUUUUUCCUGCUGAGUGCUUGUGUGUUUUUUUCUCCCUCAGCGGAUAUAAAAUUGGCACUCUAGAGACAUGGAGAGUUGGCUGCUACCAGAUGGUACUGACUGGUCCUGGCAUCUCUGGGCUCACAUGUCCUGCUGUUCACACAGUGCCCUUGGUUUCUUCUGCACCUUGUUCUCCCACCUGCUUACCCCUCCCGUGUGCUAGGGGUAGAAGGGAGGCAUUAGCCUGGGUAGCACUUCUGAUGACCUCUUUGGGUAACCAGGCAGCAGUUGCAGUGGAAUGUUCCCUGUCUUCUGUUGUGUGAACACUUCUCUUUGCAGUCCCGCUGAGGACUGACAGAAGCAGGAAAGUCUGGUCUUGGAGCAAGUCCCUUAGGGAUUGCACCACCGAGCAGGAGCUCCUGAGCAGAAGGAGCACUGUGGCUCAGCAUCAGGAUGUUGGGUGUGAGGAGCUCAGAGGGUGUUAGAGGGGUGAAGGCUGCUGGGCUGUUGGGCGCCAUUCAGGAACUGCAGGAGAAUGGUCUUGGCUGGGAGUUUAAUCCAGAUGGCAGCUGUGCCUUCUGUGAACUGCCACAAUCAUCCCAUUCCCGUUCUCCAGGGCAGAAGAGCCAUCUCAUGCCCUUGUUCCAGCUCCCUGCUUGCCUACCUGGUCUCUUUGGUGAAUUGGCUGGCCAUCACCAGAAUGAAAAUGAAUCAGCGUUAAGGGCUCAGUGGAUCUUGACUUUUUCACCUUGGCCUUGGUUCGAUGCCAUGUGCUUGCUGUCAUCCUCUGGCACUAGUCCUGGCAGAUUUCAGGAGCCUUGGGUGUCCAUUCUGCCUCUGGGGACACCUCAUUGCAUAAUCUCAGGGAGUGGUUUGGUGUGACCUGAGUGCAGGGAGCCCAGAGAAGGAGUGGGCAGUGUUGUGUGGCAUUUUGAUUUUGAUCUAAAAGGCAGUGGGAAGUGCUUGAAAUGGCUUAGCAUGGAAGACAUUUCAUCAGAUGUGUGCUUUAGAAUGUUUUUUCUGCACAAUGCAGGGACAAUCCCCAGGCUGGAUGAAACUAAGGCUAAGAGGUUGGUAAAACAAGUUGGUCAAGAAGGUAAGAAGCAGCCUGUGGGCGCUCAGUGCUGAGUAGUGCUGCCAGCAGGUGCUUGGAACACUCAGGAGAGGGAGAGAGAAAUGUGGGCUGGGGUAUUGGAGUCGUUGCGGCACUUCAUGGGGGAAGGCAGGCCUUGAGGCUGGCCUCGAUGUGUGGUGGAAACAGUCGCUACAGAACAGAGAGGACAGGCAGGAAACCGCAAUCAAACCCAUUUGGGCUUAGGGAGAGUGUGUGAAGGUUGGGACUUGAUAGCUUGGACCUCACUCCGGGAAGGACUCUUCCGUAAGUGAGCGCUUAGAUUUUGAGAAAAGGCAGUGGCUCUCACAGGCGUUUUCCUGUAGUUGAUUUCUCUGGGACUUUUACUCUUUUCCAGCCUCCUGUCUGCUACGCCCACUUUGCCUUCUCCAGUGACAAGGUGUGGGGUGCCUGGGGCCCUGGAGAGUGGUGCACUGUGCUGUGGGAAGGAGAGCUGAAUGCUGAUCUGACGCCUCCUGAUUUGCCUCGCAGCAGGGAGCUCAGGAAACAGAGCAGCUGUGUUAUUGUUGUCUGCAGCCCAAUCUCCAGGGUUUGUCUGCACAGGCCAGGGGGGUGCUGUUGUCAGCAUCCUAGAUCAGCCGGCUCCCAGCUGUCGCAGGUUUGCUGGGAUGGGAAACCUGCUCAAAGUCCUUACCAGGGAAAUUGAAAACUAUCCACACUUUUUCCUGGAUUUUGAAAAUGCCCAGCCCACAGAGGGAGAGAGAGAAAUAUGGAACCAGAUCAGCGCUGUCCUCCAGGAUUCCGAGAGCAUCCUCGCAGACCUGCAGGCCUACAAAGGGGCAGGGCCCGAGAUCCGAGAUGCAAUUCAAAAUCCCAAUGACAUUCAGCUUCAGGAGAAGGCUUGGAAUGCAGUGUGUCCUCUGGUUGUGAGGCUAAAGAGAUUCUAUGAGUUUUCCAUAAGACUAGAAAAGGCUCUUCAGAGUUUACUGGAAUCUCUGACUUGCCCACCCUACACACCAACCCAGCACCUGGAACGGGAGCAGGCCCUCGCGAAGGAGUUCGCAGAGAUACUGCACUUCACCCUUCGAUUUGAUGAGCUCAAGAUGAGGAACCCGGCCAUUCAGAAUGACUUCAGCUACUACCGAAGAACCAUCAGUCGCAACCGUAUCAACAACAUGCACCUAGACAUUGAGAAUGAGGUCAACAACGAGAUGGCCAACCGAAUGUCCCUCUUCUACGCAGAAGCCACACCAAUGCUGAAAACCCUUAGCAACGCCACAAUGCACUUUGUCUCUGAAAACAAGACCUUGCCAAUAGAGAACACCACAGACUGCCUCAGUACGAUGACAAGUGUGUGCAAAGUCAUGCUGGAAACACCGGAGUACCGGAGUAGGUUUACAAGUGAAGAAACGCUGAUGUUCUGCAUGAGGGUCAUGGUGGGGGUCAUCAUCCUGUACGACCAUGUGCACCCUGUCGGAGCCUUCUGCAAGACGUCUAAGAUCGAUAUGAAAGGCUGCAUCAAGGUUUUGAAGGAGCAGGCCCCAGACAGCGUGGAGGGGCUCCUGAAUGCCCUCAGGUUCACUACAAAGCACUUGAAUGAUGAGUCAACAUCCAAGCAGAUUCGAGCCAUGCUUCAGUAGAGCUCUGCUUAAAGAAGAGGAUCUGUGUGCUGACCUCAGAAGAUGUAUAUGUUUACAUAAUUUAAUACAGAUUGAUGUUAAUACUCGUGUAUUUACAUAACCAUUUCCUUCUUGUCACUGAAAUAUAUGGACCUUAAUUUGUAUCCUGACUGACUCAACCCAGCAGAGCAUAAAUUGACUUGAAAGCCUUACCUUUGAUGUUGGAAAUGAAAUCCCCUUCUCCAAAGGCAAAAUUCGCAGACUUUGAUCUUUGCUACUGGAGUCCUUUAAUCACACCUGUCACAAUCAGAAAUACUGAAUAGUUUGUGGGAGUGAUUUAAUUCUAGAUGUGUUAUCUCUCUGGGAAGUAUAGCUUAUAGAAACACGAAGUAUUUGAUUUCCUGUGUCAGCUCAGCUACAAGAAACACGACUGUUAUCCUGACAGAGGGAGAGGGCAAUCCAAGAAAAGAAAAAUGCAGGUGGAGGAUUCAGCCCAACUGUUCUGGAUUCAACACAUCCACUGUUUUUCCUCAGACUGAAGUCACACGUGCAACUUUUCUGUGGGCACGUGUUUUAUUAAUCAGCACAUUCCCUUUCUGUCUGGAUUUAUAUCCCUCUAAUGGUCUCUUUUAAUUUUGCAAGAGGAAAAUCACCUCUAUUUUAAUCAGUUCAUGAAAGAGCAGCAGGAGUGGAUAGAUGUCUAUUGCAGCUGACCUAAUGCGGGUGGUUGUCUGGGAGAUGGGGGAAGACUGGAGGAGGGGCAUCCAGGCGACAGGACAGUUCAUCCCCCUGCAUCAGCCCUCUGCCUACAGCAAUAGGGAAAUACCGCCCUGGCUUUGGAAUUUUGGGUAAAGAUUACAACCUCAUAGUGCUGGGUAUGCAGUCCUCAUGAUAGGAGCUCUGUUCUAUGUGGACUAUGCCCCCGGGGAACACAAGUCUAAGGUACUUUAUCAGUUAUCAGAAAACUGGGAAAUUUAGAGGACCAAAAUUCACAUUUUCUGGUUAUUAGCUAGUAUUUGAAAGGUAGUUCCUCCCUGUUGCAUUUGGCUAGCUUGCUGCCAAGUGAAAGCAAGCACCCAGCUGAAGUCCUAGCCCUAUGAAUGGUUCACAGCAUGAUCUUGGGAAAUCUGCUUGAGCUCGCUGCAUCUCACUUUUCUCAUCUGUAAAAUGGACUGUCUCCAAAAGUUCUGGAAUGUUGGAAGCCAAUAGAAUAACUGACUAUUCCAUUUCUCCCUUCUUGAAUAGAGUCCAAUAAACAAUGGUCCACCUUCUUUUGAUCACUAUUACCAUUCCAAGGCCCUUGGUAGUGCCUCCUGUAGGUCAUAGCUGAAUUGGAGUGAACUCUUGAAUAUAUUCUAUUUUGACCUCCAGUGGAACAAUGAUGAACUGAAGAUGCAGGACAGACGGAAAGAGAAUGACUUCUACAUGGUAAGCGCUGAAACCUAGGAUGCCUGCUCCUUGCCCCGUGUUCUUCCUGUUUCACCAUGCUGCCUGUGACUGCAUGGAACUGGACUCUUUAACAAAAAACCCUCAGUUUGGCAUGUAUUGUCAGUUAUCUGGUUCCACGAGAAGGAAAGAGUGUCCCAAUAAUGGUGAGUGAUAAUUCUAAUCCUGGAGAUUUGCUCUGGAUUCUUGCGAGUUUGACAUCAUCCCCAGCAUCCCAAGGAAUGAGCUGUAAAAGGUCAUUGCUUUCUGGACUUCAGCAGCCUGCUCACAUUUCUACUAGUCCUGUAAGAAGGGACUUUAUGUUUUGACAAAGAAAUGCAGUCAAGUGGCAAUAAAGGUCCUCUGGUCUGUGUCUAAACAUUAGUUAGCAGAGAGAGGAAAGGCCCCAUUCUUGUGGAGAUUUGAAGCUGAGUAAGUACAGCUGCUUGGAAAGACUUUCAUCAGAACACACAUCUACAAAAUAGUCUUCAAGACCCUCUCACACAUAGGGACCCUAAGACCCUGGAGGACACCAACAAAAUGUGGCAGCACAGGAUGAAUGAAAUCACUAUUCCACUCAAAAGGCCUUCCAUUUGGCAGUCCUGAUUUCUGCCUGGGCAGUGACUGUCAACAGUAGAAAGAAACAUGAAAUGUUUCUCCUGGUUUUGUCCAUGUUCCUCCUUCAUCAGGUGAGGGUAUUAAAGCUUGUAGAGGGGAGUGGACUUUUCACCCGCCAUGGGAUUCUUGAGGCUCCGGAGGCUUGAGCCCAAGUGAUGCAUCUCAUAGACCAUAGCUGACUAAGUGGGAAAAUGUUAGGGAUUAUCUGUCAAAUUAUGUAUAGAUUAUAUAUAAUUUGAAAGAUAAUAUAUAUAUUUCAGAGUAAAUAGUUAAGCACAUUUAUAAUUUUUAAUUAUACUUUCUAUCAAAUAGGACCAAACGUAUAUGAGGGGUUGCUGGCUUGUUCCAGUUAGCUAGGCCCCCAUGUUUCAAAGCCAAGAUACACCAGUGGAUGGAUUCUGGAAAGCCCCAGGGUCUGAAUCGUUGCCUCUGAUGAUCAUGAGGACGGGUUAACUGAAUGUCUGUGAUCACCAGCAGGUGAGGGGCUUUGGGUCCACACCAGGCUGUUGUGGGAGACAUGUUCUUUUAAUAGACUGUCCGCCGGGCAUCAGGAGUCCUUCAACAAUCACUUAUUUCAUGCUGCAUGCACACAUGUCCAAGCCUUGUGGGUGGUUUAGGGGAAAGUACUAGAAACAAUGUCAAUGUUAACAACAGUUCAUAUUUGACGUCUCAUAGCUUUCAAAUAAACGGUGUUUUCCAAGGCUCCAAUAUUUAUUUUUGGACAAACCAACAAGGUGAAUCCUAUAUUUCUCUGAUACAUUGCUACUUGCUCAUUAUAAUUCAUAGAAACAUAGUAAUUGAUAAAAACAUGUGGAAAUUGGUGUUCUGAAUUAUAGUAAACUCAUUAAAUGGGUUGGGGUAUUCAUCAACAACCAGAAAGACUUGAAUAUUAUCUUUGAGCUAUUCAGUAAUAUGUAAUAUUUCAUCAAUAUUUACUCUUGGUCAUCACCACAAUAUCAAUGCAUUAAUGGUAAAUUGAGGCUUUUGAUAUAUCAUCACAUUUUAGUAAAAAUAAUUUCAUACUUACUCAAAAAAAACCUGAAGAGUCUUAAAUCUCUGGAUCCAAGAAUUCAGAAAAUUCUUAUUCAGUCUUGCAUCCCAGAUAGCUACAGUUUUUUUUUCUAGAUCCUAAUAGUAAACACUGGGGUUUUAUCUUAAAUAAGGGCACAGAGCACUUGAACCCAACCUUCCUGCAACAUUGGUAUAAGGUGUUCACAUUCCUGGAACUGUUUGAAAGUUGUAUGCUGUUUGCUAAAGUCGCUGUAAUUUUUCUGCCUGCUUUGCCUCUUUUUGUACAGAAGUUUUGAGUGUGAAAUGGAAAUUAAAGUUUGGUACGUAUAUUUAAAAA
Ochotona curzoniae (black-lipped pika) is the source of this 14856-nucleotide messenger RNA. It is a transcript of the gene CYRIA, whose product is annotated as CYFIP related Rac1 interactor A. Gene Ontology annotation, molecular function: small GTPase binding. Bases 10515 to 11486 code for a protein of 323 amino acids. The transcript has 11 exons. NCBI's taxonomy places the organism in Eukaryota, Metazoa, Chordata, Mammalia, Lagomorpha, Ochotonidae. The record is from RefSeq and is a predicted model, not a curated record. Gene Ontology annotation, biological process: regulation of actin filament polymerization.